This is a messenger RNA of Drosophila montana, 985 nucleotides long. It is a transcript of the gene ATPsynC, whose product is annotated as ATP synthase, subunit C. NCBI's taxonomy places the organism in Eukaryota, Metazoa, Arthropoda, Insecta, Diptera, Drosophilidae. Gene Ontology annotation, biological process: proton motive force-driven ATP synthesis; proton transmembrane transport. The transcript has 4 exons. The record is from RefSeq and is a predicted model, not a curated record. Gene Ontology annotation, molecular function: proton transmembrane transporter activity. Bases 144 to 560 code for a protein of 138 amino acids.
CCACGAGCAAGAAUUGCAUGGCGACUGUAGGGUAAAGUAAAAUUUCGCGUUCAAUACGGUUCCACUGUUGUUAAGGGUUUGUUCGAAAGCUCCGUGCGCUUGCUUCAAUUUUGUGCGAAACGCCAAUUACAAUUCAACUAAAAAUGUUCGUGUCGACAGUCUCUCGCAUUGCCCCGGUUGCCAGGACCGUGCUCCUCGCCAACUCCAAGCAAUACUUGCGACCAUUGAGCAGCGCCGUUAUCAGCCAGAGCCAAACCUUGGUCGCUCAGAACACAACCCCCGUAGCAUUACUGCCACAGAUCAGGUCAUUCCAGACCUCGCCAGUCACGCGUGACAUUGAUUCGGCUGCCAAAUUCAUUGGUGCUGGUGCUGCAACAGUCGGUGUCGCUGGUUCCGGUGCUGGUAUCGGAACAGUAUUCGGUUCCCUCAUCAUUGGCUAUGCCAGAAACCCAUCGUUGAAACAGCAGCUGUUCUCCUAUGCCAUUUUGGGUUUCGCCCUGUCUGAGGCUAUGGGUCUGUUCUGUCUUAUGAUGGCCUUCCUGCUGCUGUUCGCCUUCUAAGCGCCGCUCUACUCGUCCUUAGUUUUUCGUGCAAUUGUUUGCAGUGUGUUUGUGUGUGGGCGAUAUUGGGAUUGGAUAUUCCUAUCUCGAUGGCAAACCGCAUUCUAACGGCAAUCAGCGGCAGCGAGAAAGCAACGUAUAGAAGAAACACAAAACAACCAACAACCAACGUUCGUUUUUCGAUUAUUAUUGAUAAAUGAUUGAUAGCCAACAACAUCCUGUACUAUCUAAUUAUAAAAUAACAACAACAACCACAUAAUAUAUGUAAUUUUGUUUUUAAAAAACAUUCGAAACUGUAGUAAUCGCCUAAAAAAGCCUAGCAAAAGAUCAUCGCGCAGGAAGAACACACUUUUAUUUAAGUUGAAACCAAAAAGAAAAAAAAAGAAACAAUACACUGCUAAUAAAAAAGAAAACAUUGGAAAAAA